Lathyrus sativus (Indian pea) is the source of this 309-nucleotide messenger RNA. The record is from the annotation of a GenBank genome assembly. NCBI's taxonomy places the organism in Eukaryota, Viridiplantae, Streptophyta, Magnoliopsida, Fabales, Fabaceae.
AUGAUCAGUGGUUCUGGAUCAACACUUUUUGAAGAUCUUGGACUCUAUUAUAUUGGCCCUGUUGAUGGUCAUAACAUUAAUGAUUUAGUUGCCAUUCUCAGAGAAGUCAAAAGUACUAAUAGUACUGGUCCUGUAUUGAUCCAUGUUGUCACCGAAAAAGGCCGUGGAUAUCCAUACGCAGAGAAAGCGGAUGACAAGUACCAUGGAGUUGCCAAGUUUGAUCCGCCAACUGGAAAGCAAUUCAAAGCCAAGGCUGCUACGCAAUCUUUACACAACAUAUUUUGCGGGGGCUUUGAUUGCAGAAGCUAA